Messenger RNA from Sorghum bicolor (sorghum), 1677 nucleotides. Its product is annotated as ribosome-binding ATPase YchF. The record is from RefSeq and is a predicted model, not a curated record. Gene Ontology annotation, cellular component: cytoplasm. The coding region runs from base 93 to 1388 and encodes 431 amino acids. Gene Ontology annotation, molecular function: GTP binding; ATP hydrolysis activity; ATP binding. NCBI's taxonomy places the organism in Eukaryota, Viridiplantae, Streptophyta, Magnoliopsida, Poales, Poaceae. The transcript has 11 exons.
UCCAUCUAUCCAUCUCGCACCUCUCUCGUCUCUGACAACCGUACGCCCCACCGUGUUCCGGCGCCGCUCACGAACUCCUCCCGGCGCUGCCCAUGACGACAGUGUCGCGCGCGCUCGGCUCAGCGUUCGCGGGCUUCACGCGGGCACCCGCGGCGGCGCAGACUGCGACGACCCUGCCCUCCCCGUGCGGCUCGUCGGCGCUACUCCAGCACUGGCGCUGGAGCCGGGCUAGCCGCGCCCGGCGGUUCUCGUCCGGCCGCUCGGCACGGAUAAGCAUGAGCCUCCGCGCCGGCAUCGUCGGGCUUCCCAACGUCGGCAAGUCCACUCUCUUCAACGCCAUUGUUGAAAACGGAAAGGCACAAGCUGCAAACUUUCCCUUUUGCACCAUCAACCCAAAUGUUGGUGUGGUGGCUAUCCCUGAUCCUCGUUUGCAGGUGCUCUCAAAAUUAAGCAAGUCACAGCAGACGGUCCCAACAUCCAUUGAGCUUGUGGACAUUGCAGGUCUCGUCAAAGGAGCAAGCAAAGGAGAGGGACUAGGAAAUCAAUUCCUUUCAAACAUCCGUGAAGUGGAUUCCAUACUUCAGGUUGUGCGAUGCUUUGAGGAUGACGAUAUAGUUCAUGUCAAUGGCAAGGUCGAUCCCAGAUCAGACAUCGAUGUCAUUAACCUAGAGCUGAUAUUUUCGGAUCUUGAACAGAUAGAGAAGAGGCUAGAUAAGCUUAACAAGAGCAAAACUAAAGAUGCGCAAGUAAAAGCGAAGGAACAAGCAGAGAAAUCAGGAUUGGAAAAAAUUCAGCAGGCACUUAUGGAAGGAAAACCUGCAAGAUCGGUUGAUUUAGCUGAGCAUGAGAAGGAAGCUAUACAACAUCUUUGUCUGCUAACCAUGAAACCUGUCAUUUAUGUUGCUAAUGUAACAGAAUCUGAUCUUGCUGAACCUGAUAGCAAUCCUCAUGUCAAAGAGGUGGCUAAAGCAGCAUCAGACUUGCAGUCUGGUAUGGUUACAAUAUCAGCUCAGGUUGAAGCUGAACUCGCUGAGCUACCUUUGGAAGAGAGAGUAGAAUAUUUAAAAUCUCUUGGUGUUGCUGAAAGUGGACUAGGAAAUUUAGUAAAAGCAACAUAUAAUCUAUUGGGAUUAAGAACUUAUUUCACAACCGGAGAGAAGGAAACAAAAGCAUGGACUAUUCUUUCAGGCAUGACUGCACCACAGGCAGCUGGAGUUAUUCAUAGUGACUUUCAGAAAGGAUUCAUCAGAGCUGAAACUGUAUCCUAUGAUGAUUUUGUUGCAGCUGGUUCUCUUGGAGUAGCAAGGGAGAAAGGGCUGUUGAGGUUGGAAGGGAAGGAUUAUGUUGUGCAGGAAGGAGAUGUCAUGCUUUUCAGAUUCAAUGUGUGACAACAAUAGUAGCAAAAAGCUUCAAAACACCGGAAUUUGUCCUAGGCAGAAUAUAGUUUGCCCAUACUGUGACAUUUUUUUGGCCUCUUGACCACCGACUAAUCUACCAGCAUUAUUUCUUUUCUUAUGAGGAAAAAUACAAUGGUUCAUUCUGUAUGAGUAUCAUAUGUUAAAGAAAGGCACCUUUGCAAUAGUUAUUCAGUGUAGCUUCUCUUCUAGACUUCUAACACCAGUGGUGGCCUUAUGGUUCAGUCGAGAUACAUUGCCAAAUCUGCUUGAAGUUUUGCGA